This is a messenger RNA of Ambispora leptoticha, 2859 nucleotides long. Lineage: Eukaryota; Fungi; Glomeromycota; Glomeromycetes; Archaeosporales; Ambisporaceae. The record is from the annotation of a GenBank genome assembly.
AUGUCGCAGAAACUCUUUAUAAUCAUACGUAAAAAAUUUCCGUAUAUAACAGCAUCAUCGAAAACGCGAUUUUACGCAAGUCUACCAAAAACGCCCGAUUUUUCAUUGAUCGAGAAAAAAUGGAUACAGAAAUGGAAAGAGCAGAAAAUUAAUAAAAAUCCAAAUACUAAUUAUAAUAACAGUGAUAGUGAUGGCGAUCGAUUGAAAAAUCCGUUGUUGAUAUCUCACGAGAAACCAAACAAGUUUUAUGUUUUGAGCAUGUUUCCAUAUCCUAGUGGCUUUUUACAUAUGGGACAUGUCCGUGUGUAUACUAUAAGUGAUACUAUUGCAAGAUUUAGAAAGAUGCUUGGAUAUGAGGUGAUUCAUCCUAUGGGAUGGGAUGCAUUUGGAUUACCGGCCGAGAAUGCAGCGAUAGAGCGCAAUAUUCAUCCUGUUGAGUGGACGACAAAGAAUAUCGCAGUAAUGAAAAAUCAGAUGGAAAAAAUGUUGACGGAUUUUGAUUGGGAGAGGGAAAUCACCACUUGCAAACCUGAUUAUUAUAAAUGGACGCAAUAUCUUUUUCUUCAAUUAUACAAAAAUGGAUUGGCGUAUCAAAAAGAAGCUAUCGUCAAUUGGGAUCCUGUCGAUAAGACUGUGUUGGCUAAUGAACAAGUAGACGCUGAGGGAAAAUCAUGGCGAUCUGGAGCAAAAGUUGAACAUCGUAAAUUGAAACAAUGGUUUUUUAGGAUUACUAGUUAUGCUGAGCAACUUUUGGCGGAUUUGGAGUUAUUGGAUAAAUGGCCUGAUCACGUCAAGCAAAUGCAAAGAAAUUGGAUCGGGAAAUCUGAGGGUGCAGAAUUUGAUUUUCUAGUGAAAUCGAAAAAUAAUUCAAUCCCGCCGCUCAAAGUAUAUACAAGUCGUCCUGAUACAAUAUUUGGAGUGCACUAUUUAGCAGUAUCAUUAGAUCAUCCGCUUCUGUCAAAAGAGCAUAUUCCAAAAGAAAAUCAUUCAAUAGUCUUUGAUUUUGUGGAGAAUGCUAAAGGACAACAAGUAAUUGAAAGAAUUGGAGAAAGCAAAACUAAACAAGGAGUUCACACGGGUCUUUACGCGAUCCAUCCUUUCACCGGAGAAUCGCUUCCAAUCUACGUUUCGCCUUAUGUAUUGUCUGAUUAUGGAAGUGGGGCUGUAAUGGGAGUCCCUGCUCAUGAUAAAAGAGAUUGGGAGUUCACUUUGGUCAAUAAGAUUGUCAAUGAGAAUGAAAUUAAGAGAGUAGUUGAGCCUUUGAGCAUCGAAGAAGAUAAAACUGAAAACCAAAUCUACACAGCAUAUGGAAUCUUAACAUCCGAAUCCGGAGCAUAUAAAGGAUUAAAAACUGUUGAUGCGAUGCAAGCAAUUGUGCGUGAUGCUCAAAAAGCAGGAUUUGGACGUUGGGUGGUGCAGUAUCGACUCCGAGAUUGGCUUUUAUCUCGACAACGUUAUUGGGGAACACCGAUUCCCAUAAUUCAUUGCGAGAAAUGUGAUGCUGUUCCAGUACCAGAAUGUGAAUUGCCGGUACUUUUACCUUCCAAUGUUUCAAUUACUGGUCGUGGCGAAUCUCCGCUUAAACAAGACAAAGAUUGGAUGAGAUGCAAAUGUCCAAAGUAUCAUGCCACGGUCCCGCCACACGAGACACCGACACCAUGGACACUUUUGUUGACUCAUCUUGCAUCAAGGAUUUUACCCGUUGAUGUAUACGUUGGCGGUGUAGAACACGCAAUCUUGCAUUUAUUAUAUGCAAGGUUUUUUUCAAAGUUUAUGCUACAUCGAAAAAUGUACGAUGAAAAUGAUGAUACUGAAAAGAGGCAACCGGGAAAUGGUGAACCUUUUAAAGUUUUAAUAACACAGGGAAUGGUUCAAGGAAAAACAUAUAAAGAUUCGAUCAAUGGACGCUUCUUAAAACCAGAGGAACUUGAUUUUUCGAAUCCUGGUAUUCCAACUCAAAAAUCCAACGGUCAACUGCCCAUAGUAUCAUUUGAGAAAAUGUCCAAACGCAAAUACAACGGUGUGAAUCCUGAAGCAAUAAUUGAAAAACACGGCGCCGAUUCAACGCGGUUAUUCAUACUUUUCAGAGCGCCAGUUUCGGAAAUACUCGAAUGGGAUGAUUCUGGCAUUAUCGGUAUGCAACGAUGGCUUAAUCGUAUGUGGAGACUAGUUGAACUAGUGAUUGAAGAUUCAAAAAAUAAUACAAAUUCUGCAAUGGCACAACAACGUUCUCUAAGUGUGGACAAAAUGGAUGAACGUGAUUUAACUACUUAUCGAAUUAUUAAUUUGACAGUAAAAGAGGUGACGAACGCGCUUUCUGAGACAUAUACAUUAAAUACGGUUGUCUCGGAUUUAAUAAAGCUUACAAACCAUCUCAGUAAUAGUAUCACUACUCCUCAUUCCCCUUCCAAUAAAAAUAAUAAAAAUGAUGAUGAAGAGACGAAUCUCGAUUCUGACACAUCAUUAUCACCGGUUUUCGUUUAUGGAGUUGAAACCCUGGUCAAGAUUCUUGCACCUAUGGCACCAAGUUUUGCUGAAGAGUGUUGGGAAUUUUUGAAAAAAAGACACGAACAUAAUGACAAUAAUGCUCAAAGCAUUUUCGAAGAAUCAUGGCCCAAAAUAGAUUCAACAUCAUUUUCUGUGAAUAAAAUCAAUUGCGCAAUACAGAUCAAUGGAAAAACAAGAUUCGUUCUAGAAAUUCCGGCAGCAACCAUCAAGAAUCAAUCGGCCGUCGAACAAUUGAUUCGUGACUCUAAUGAAGGGAAAAAAUGGAUAGAGGGUAAAUACGCCAAUAAAAAAUUAUCUCGCGUAAUUCAUGUUGUUGGUGGUAAGCUCGUCAACUUUGUUUACGAAAAAUAA